Aspergillus uvarum CBS 121591 is the source of this 1133-nucleotide messenger RNA. Its product is annotated as E2 ubiquitin-conjugating protein UBC7. Gene Ontology annotation, cellular component: endoplasmic reticulum; cytosol. The coding region runs from base 259 to 759 and encodes 166 amino acids. NCBI's taxonomy places the organism in Eukaryota, Fungi, Ascomycota, Eurotiomycetes, Eurotiales, Aspergillaceae. The transcript is spliced from 2 exons. The record is from RefSeq and is a predicted model, not a curated record.
CCCUUUUGCCCCUCCCCCCCCCUCUUUGCCAAAAGGUACAUUAAGCCCCCCUCUGGUACCAACUCCCGGCCAUUCUCUCCGCACCCGGAGCUCAUCUUCCGCAUUUCCCCCCCUCAAAACCCUCGCUCUUAUCGUCCCACGGGCACAUUCCACUUUGUCUCCAAAUUCCUGCUUGGUACUGCACAGCAAGAAUUAACCCACAUUCUCUUCAAAGAUCUCUCGUCGGGCCACUUUUUCUCUCGCACAGUCCCGCCCAUCAUGUCAUCCGUCGCACAGAAGCGCCUCUUCCACGAGUACAAGAACCUGUCCACCAACCCUCCGGAUGGCAUCACCGCUGGCCCUGUCACGGAAGAUGACAUGUUCCACUGGGAAGCCCUGAUCCAAGGUCCGGAGGGCACCCCGUUCGAGGGCGGCGUGUUCGCGGCCGAGUUGAAGUUUCCCAAGGAUUAUCCGCUGAGCCCGCCGACUAUGAAGUUCGUUGGCGGUGGGGUGUGGCAUCCCAAUGUGUACCCUAACGGCACCGUCUGCAUUUCCAUCCUCCACCCCCCCGGUGACGACCCGAACCACUACGAACACGCCUCGGAGCGCUGGUCCCCCAUCCAGAGCGUGGAGAAGAUCCUCAUUUCCGUGAUGAGCAUGCUCGCCGAGCCCAAUGACGAAAGCCCCGCGAAUGUCGAGGCGGCCAAGAUGUGGCGUGAGCGACGCAGUGAGUACGAGCGUAAGGUCCGUGAUGAGGUCCGGAAAGGCUUAGGGUUGUGAUCAUCUUGCCUGCCUGCCUUAGGGGGAGGCCAUGCUUAUUUGGGCUAUAAACUUCACAAGACAAGAGAAAAACAAGCAAGCACGGGCUGGCUAAAGUACAUAAGAAGGCUGGUCGCCCUUCGUCGCACAUGUGCAUAAAACCAUUCUUUUGUUCUGGUUGUCGGGGAGAAGUGCGUGUCAUAGCCUGUUUGGGUGCAUUGGUGCCGGUGCUGGCGUUUCGUGGUGCGCUCAUUCGUUAAUUUUUCUUUUCUUGAUCUUCCUUUUUUUUCUUGUUCCAGUUUCUUUCUUCACAUGCAGAUUAUAGGGUCCGACUUGAUAUCUUUAUCAAUGCAUAUAUGUCCUUGUGGGGGGUGCAGAUAAGUUUGUGUUCUUUU